AAAGGUCUUGAUUGAAAGGUGUUUGAUUCUUACAUUAGAUCCUAAUUCUUGAAUACUCUUUCUUGGUCACCCUUACUCUAUUCUGCCUUCUUCCUUUUGCCCUUUAAGAUGGGGUUUUGACCCAAGGCCACAAAAAUGAAGUAAACAUUAAUAACAAAGAAAGACCCCACUAAUCCCCUUUGUCUUCUUUGUAUUAAAAGAGUUUAAAUUGAAAAAUCUCAACACAUCAAUCUUACAACUACUUAAGUACUUAAACACCCAAAAAGAAGAAAUACUUAAAAUUUCUUACAAGAAAAAAUCAACUCCAAAAUUUAAUAAGAAAGAAACUAUACAUUAAAGAAGUUGUUGAAGCACCCAUGGUCCAGCUGUUUAUCUAAGAGAUAGAAAGAGAAGCUUUCACGUUUUGUAGCUCUAAGUAGCAAAGAACUCAUUUCUUUCUUUCUUUUAUGAAGUGUUAUGGUUCUUUCUUUCUUUGUUUUACAUUUUGUAGAGAUUAAAAAACGACAAUACCAACAACGGAAGGGCCGUGGGAUUUUGUUUUGACUAUUGAUUCUUUUUCAAUUUGGUGAUUCUCGAUCUGGGAUUUUCAAGAAACACCUCUUUCUCAUUUCUCUAAUUUUUUUUUUUUUUUUUUGUCUUUCUCUAUGAAUCUCUUCUGCUAAGAGAUGGAACAACGACAACGCCAAUCAUCACAUGCUCCAAGGGGGUUUAGAGUUCAAGCUCCACUAGUUGAUUCUGUAUCAUGUUAUUGCAAAGUAGAUUCCGGAUUAAAAACAGUCGCCGAGGCAAGGAAAUUUGUCCCUGGAUCAAAACUUUGCAUCCAGCCUGACAUCAAUCCUAAUGCACACAAGAGUAAAAACUUGCGGAGAGAGAGGACCAGAGUGCAGCCACCCCUCCUACCCGGCCUUCCAGAUGAUCUUGCUAUUGCAUGUCUCAUUCGAGUUCCCCGAGCUGAACAUCGAAAACUCCGCUUGGUUUGUAAACGAUGGUACCGGCUCUUGGCUGGAAAUUUUUUCUAUUCUCUUAGGAAAAGUCUUGGAAUGGCAGAGGAGUGGGUUUAUGUCAUCAAGCGAGACCGCGAUGGAAAGAUCUCAUGGAAUGCUUUUGAUCCUAUCUAUCAGCUCUGGCAGCCACUUCCACCAGUUCCCCGGGAAUAUUCUGAGGCCCUUGGUUUUGGCUGUGCUGUUUUAAGUGGAUGCCACCUAUAUUUAUUUGGCGGGAAGGAUCCACUCAGGGGGUCCAUGAGACGGGUCAUUUUCUAUAGCGCCCGGACAAAUAAAUGGCAUAGGGCACCAGACAUGCUUCGAAAACGUCAUUUCUUUGGUUCUUGUGUUAUAAAUAAUUGCCUAUAUGUUGCUGGUGGAGAGUGUGAAGGAAUUCAAAGGACUCUUCGGUCAGCUGAAGUUUAUGAUCCUAACAAGAAUAGGUGGAGCUUUAUUUCAGAUAUGAGCACAGCUAUGGUCCCUUUUAUUGGUGUAGUUUAUGAUGGCAAGUGGUUUCUGAAAGGUCUUGGGUCCCACCGUGAGGUCUUGAGUGAAGCCUAUGAUCCUGAAACUAAUAGUUGGACACCAAUCAGUGACGGGAUGGUUGGUGGUUGGCGCAAUCCUAGCAUCUCUUUAAAUGGGCAGCUCUAUGCUUUGGAUUGCCGGGAUGGCUGCAAACUCAGGGUUUAUGAUGGGGCCACAGAUUCUUGGAACAAGUUUAUAGAUAGUAAGCUGCAUCUUGGGAACUCUCAUGCUUUGGAGGCUGCUGCUCUGGUUCCCCUGAAUGGGAAGCUGUGCAUCGUGCGCAACAACAUGAGCAUCAGUCUGGUUGAUGUUUCCAGUCCUGAAAAACACGUAGAGACUAACCCUCACCUUUGGGAGAAUAUAGCUGGGAGGGGUCAUUUCAGGACACUCGUCACAAAUUUAUGGUCAAGUAUUGCUGGCCGAGGUGGUCUGAAAAGUCACAUUGUCCAUUGCCAGGUGCUUCAAGCAUGAGAACCAGAAUCAUUUUGCUUUUGCUGCUUAUAGAAAUUACUGCCUUCUUGUUGAUUCGUCAUGAUAGAUCACGGUUCUUCGAAGGCAGUGUCUUCCCAAACCAAAGGCUACAUCUACUCUGCUAAUGUUCUUCUGUUUAUAUUUUUUGCUGGUAUCGAGUCAACGGUAGUCUGCUUUGGGACUGGGGAUUCAUGGACACGUAACAUAUUGUGAAAUUUGAAGAAUUGGAAUGAUGAUUUGCUUGUGAAUGCAUUUAAAAGUUCAAGGAAGAUGUAUGGAGGGUAUCUUUGGUGAUGUUUGCAUUGCAACAGGAAGCAGUGAUACCAUUCCUGUUAUGCUGGCAACUACUAGGUGAGGAAAACUCGGAGUGAUUUUUUGGGUAAUAGAUAAGGUAAUUUCGUCACAUCUAUGAACAGAGAGCAGAUGCUUGUAAAUCUUGUUAUUUGGCAUAGGGGCCAUGUCUCUUUUGUUGUGGGAUCUUUUUCUUGGUAGUAUGUAAUCUUUGAUAUGCUUUGCAUAUGUAAAUGGGGUUAUUUUAAAAUGAGUCAAUGUAUACUUAGAUUACAUCUCAAUUCAGAUCUUUUAUUCAGACCA
Ricinus communis (castor bean) is the source of this 2573-nucleotide messenger RNA. RefSeq names its product F-box/kelch-repeat protein At1g55270. Gene Ontology annotation, molecular function: protein binding. The record is from RefSeq and is a predicted model, not a curated record. NCBI's taxonomy places the organism in Eukaryota, Viridiplantae, Streptophyta, Magnoliopsida, Malpighiales, Euphorbiaceae. Bases 666 to 1979 code for a protein of 437 amino acids. The transcript has 2 exons.